AUGAAGAGAACAGCUUUGAGUGACAGUUACCCACGUCAGGAGAUGACCCACGGGUCACUGAAUCAUAUCUAUGCCCCUCCGAUGACUACAACAGCUGACAACUAUGGCGGAUUCGUUUCUUAUGCUCACUGGGCGAAGACUCCAUCUUUUGCAUCUGGCAAUGAGGAAUCACCAUCAGUAUCAUCAUCCUUUGAUUUUACCGACAUUGGAGAAUACGAGUCUUCUGUUUUCAACAGCCCGCCUUACUCCACGGCUGGCACUGCCACAGAAAAGCCUCUCUCUUUCCAAAGCCCCAGUCUGCAAUUCGGAGACUCUCGUACAGAACCAGGACAAGCAGCCCAAUGGCUCCCCUGGCCAACCAGUGAAGCCGAGCUAUCAAGCCAACCAUACUUUCCAGACAACUUAAUCGAAACCCAAAGCUGGGCAAGUGCACCACCUGUGCCUCAAUUCGAUGGCUUCGACUCUAUCCUCCCCUCAACAGCAGCCACGAUUCCAGGAGCGAAUCUCUUGCUCGACACCUCACCACCCCAAGACGACCACACCAUUCCUACACCAACUAUUCCACCACAAUAUCAACUCACAACCCCCAUCUUCCCCCAACCCACACCUCCAUCCAUACCCCAAUCUCAAACCCAGACCCAGACCCCCUCCCCCAGCUCUUCAGAGGCCAUAAAGCCAAACAUCCACUACACCGACUCCCGAAACGCCCUCCUAAUCGAUUGGAAACGCCGCGGUCUCUCCUACAAAGACAUAAAACGCAUCGGAGGGUUCAAAGAAGCCGAAUCAACCCUCCGAGGUCGGUUCCGAACGCUCACGAAGACCAAGGAGCAGCGUGUGAGGAAGCCAAAGUGGACUGAGAGAGAUGUCCAACUUCUCUGCGAAGCGGUCACCAUUUGCUCGGAUCCGUCGCUGGGUUUGAGUGGGCCGCCUAAGGUCUCGUGGAAGAAGGUUGCGCAGUACAUCUGGGCGCAUGGGGGGAGUUAUCAGUUUGGGAAUGCGACUUGUAAGAAGAAGUGGUGUGAGAUUCAUGAUUUUAAGGCUUGA
This is a messenger RNA of Penicillium cinerascens, 1044 nucleotides long. RefSeq lists its product as uncharacterized. NCBI's taxonomy places the organism in Eukaryota, Fungi, Ascomycota, Eurotiomycetes, Eurotiales, Aspergillaceae. The transcript is spliced from 2 exons. The record is from RefSeq and is a predicted model, not a curated record. Bases 1 to 1044 code for a protein of 347 amino acids.